CGCGGCGGGGCGGGGCCAGAGCGGACGGCGCGCGGGGGCAGUUGACGGUGGCCAUGGCGGCGGCCGCACCGGGCCCAGCUCCGGCCGUUUGCUGCUCGGUGCAUUGGUUCCGCCGCGGGCUGCGUCUCCACGACAAUCCGGCGCUCCAUGAGGCGCUACGUGACGCCGCGUCCCUCCGUUGCAUCUAUAUCCUGGACCCCUGGUUCGCUGCUUCCUCUGCCGUGGGCAUCAACCGCUGGCGAUUUCUGCUGCAAUCUCUGGAAGAUCUGGACAACAGUUUAAGGAAGCUCAACUCUCGCUUGUUUGUUGUGCGAGGGCAGCCAACAGAUGUCUUCCCAAGACUCUUUAAAGAAUGGGGAGUCACUCGUCUCACCUUCGAAUAUGACUCGGAGCCGUUUGGUAAGGAGAGAGAUGCAGCUAUCAUCAAACUGGCCAAGGAGGCUGGUGUGGAGGUGGUGAUAGAGAACUCCCACACCCUCUAUGACCUGGACAGAAUAAUUGAGCUGAAUGGCCACAAGCCACCCCUCACCUACAAGCGCUUCCAGGCCAUCAUCAGCCGCAUGGAGCUCCCAAAGAAGCCAGUGAGCACCAUAAUGAGCCAGCAGAUGGAGGCUUGUAAAGUGGACAUCCAGGAGAACCACGAUGACGUGUAUGGGGUCCCAUCCCUGGAAGAGCUGGGCAUGGCUUCAAAUCUUACCAAGUUCUUUCCCUCAGGCUUUCCUACGGAUGGCCUUGCCCCUGCAGUUUGGCAAGGAGGGGAGACGGAAGCCUUGGCACGGCUGGAUAAACACUUGGAAAGAAAGGCGUGGGUUGCAAAUUAUGAAAGACCACGGAUGAAUGCCAAUUCAUUGCUGGCCAGCCCUACAGGACUCAGUCCCUACCUGCGUUUUGGCUGCUUAUCCUGCCGCUUGUUUUAUUAUCGUCUCUGGGAGCUCUAUAAGAAGGUGAAGCGGAACAGCACGCCUCCCCUCUCUCUGUAUGGACAGCUUCUGUGGCGGGAGUUUUUCUACACAGCGGCCACAAACAACCCAAAGUUUGAUCGCAUGGAGGGGAACCCCAUCUGCAUCCAAAUCCCUUGGGACAGGAACCCUGAAGCCUUGGCAAAGUGGGCAGAGGGCAAGACAGGCUUCCCUUGGAUCGAUGCAAUCAUGACCCAACUGAGGCAGGAAGGAUGGAUCCACCAUCUGGCCAGGCACGCAGUGGCCUGCUUCCUGACCAGGGGCGACCUCUGGAUCAGCUGGGAGUCAGGAGUCAGGGUAUUUGAUGAACUGUUGCUGGAUGCAGAUUUCAGUGUAAAUGCAGGCAGCUGGAUGUGGCUUUCGUGCAGUGCAUUCUUCCAGCAGUUCUUCCACUGUUAUUGCCCUGUGGGCUUUGGACGUCGCACAGACCCCAGUGGUGACUAUGUGAAGAGGUAUCUGCCCAAACUAAAGGGCUUCCCCUCACGAUACAUUUAUGAACCAUGGAAUGCCCCAGAGUCUGUGCAGAAGGCCGCCAAGUGCAUCAUUGGGGUAGACUACCCCAAACCCAUGGUGAACCACGCAGAGACCAGCCGACUAAACAUCGAACGCAUGAAGCAAAUCUACCAGCAGCUGUCGCGCUACAGAGGGCUCUGUUUACUGGCAUCAGUCCCUUCCUGUGUGGAAGAUCUCAGUGGCCCAGUCACAGACUCAGCUUCAGGGCAGGGCUGCAGCACCAGUACAGCGAUGAGGCUGUCGCAAGCAGACCAGUCUUCUCCAAAGCGCAAACAUGAGGGAGCAGAAGAGCUGUGCACUGAAGAACUGUACAAGCGAGCCAGAGUGACAGAUCUCCCCACUGCAGAGAUCCCUGGCAAGAGUGUAUGAUUCCAGCGACAAGCACCUUGCAAGUGAAGAGUGAGAGUGCUGAAGAGGUGACCAGAGUGGGGACUUCUGCCACAGAGGGACUGGGACUUGUGAUCCGCAACAGAAAAUCAAGGGUCUCUCAUAAAUCUGUAAUUCCAGUAGGUGCCACUAAAGGGCACUGUGCUACUUGUGCUUAGGAAUAUUUGGCUUUCUGGUCUCCAAAGAGCCAAAUAUAUCUCUUCUCAGCCAUGCCCAAAAUUUGCCCACAUUUAAGAGGGAAAGGGCCUUCUAUCAGUUUGUUCACUCCUAGGUGUAUCUUUCUUUUCUGACAAUGGCUCAGUGCAUGUGACUUGAUGCAUUGAUGUAGGGAGCAGCAUCUGCACAUCAGAAAUAGUGAACAUAAUUUUUCAUCACUAAUACUAGGCGAUGAAGUGUGCUGAUUAAUUCAGAUUAUAGUAGGAGUUGAGAAGGAAACUGCUACACUGUCAAAAAUAGAGUACCCAUCCUACAGGAGAACAGGAAAUUCUCGGCCUUUCAUUAGGCUACUCUGAUGGGGAUACAAAUGCUGAAUCAAUCAAAGUGGUACUCAUGUGGGAUGGAAACGAAAUGAAGGACAACUGUAGCACAAGAACAAAGAGACACAAACUGUCUGUACACUUGAAAGGCAGUUAGAACUUUCCCUGCAGAAGAAUCUCACUGCUGCAAGGUGAGCGAGCCAUAGUGCUGUUACCUGGAAUGGGCAGCUUUGGAGGAGUUUGACAGCUGGGCGGGAGGGACUCUGAGAGAAGGAGGAAUGAUCAGAGAAUAACAUUAUGCCUUGAUAUGAGUAAAGCAGUCUCCCAGAAGCUUGCUGGUGCAAAUUAUAAGAUAGCUAUACCUGUGCCCUGCACUCUACAGCAUUUCCUUCACUGAGUGAAAGUUCUCUCGAAUGGAGAGACCAGUGCCUGGUGUGUAGCCUCAUACUGAUAGGGAUGUAUUACACAUCAGCUCCUUGAAGUGAGUCUUCCUCAGGCUUAGUUUGUUGUCCAUUGUGGAUGUUUGCUCUUUCCUGUACUGGCAUCUGUGGUUUGCAUUGCUACACGGUGUAUUCCUGUACCUCAUACCCUACACAUUGCUCCUUCUUGCUAUUUGCCUUCAUGCUGGUGCUUUGUAGUCUAGCAGGAUUAUUGUGUAGCUUUCCUGGCUCUUGACCAUAUACUCCUUGACCUGGUCCUGUUACAUGUCAUUUCAAGAUGGUGCUGGCAGAGAGCCUCUGCUUGCCUUUCCCCCUAAGAGGGCAAGGGAGGGCAGUACUGCAGGAGAGCCUCUCCUGGCCAUUUUCAAGAGGAAUUAAAUCAAGUAGCUAAUCCCGUGCAAUGGGCGGCUCUUUGCACCGUUUGCAUUUGCUGUUGUUUAAAGGCUUUCAUCCCUGCCUGGCACAGAUAGCAUGGGGCUGUGUGUGAGCUUAUGCACCUAACAGCUUUGGGAGCACAGGAGUUGUCUCCCACUCUGACUGGGAUAAUCAGAUUCAGUUUUGGAGCCCAGAUUUGAAUCCAGAGCAAUGGGGCUGCAAGUAGAAACUGACUCAAAUGCAUCUAGAAAACCUGGAGUUGUUGAAUGGGGGCUGUGAGUUAAUUUAUUGCAUAGUUGAAUAACCUUUCCUUUGCACUCCCCUGCCUGGGGCAUUGACCCUAGAUUCCUUUCCCCGAUGGAAUCCAUUGGGAAGACUGACCAAGUAAACAAGAGUAAAUUUUCCUGCCCUUACUUUCUUCUAAACUACUAUUCAUAGCGUCUGUGUGGUGGAUAACCCAGUAAUCAACAAGUUUUGUCUCCUUCAGUCUGGUAGAAGGUAGAGGGUAGAAAGGUGUAGAGACCCUCCCCCCUCACCUUCUGCUACAGAGAGAAGAAAUGGGAGAGACAUGCACUUUGUACACUUGGGUUAUAGAAAUUGUGAGUUCUGUCAUUUGGCGAGUUCAAUGCUUAGGCAACACUCUGUAAAUAUGACUUUUUUAUAUAUAUAUAAAUGUCUUAAACCCUC
This is a messenger RNA of Columba livia (rock pigeon), 3837 nucleotides long. RefSeq names its product cryptochrome circadian regulator 2 (gene CRY2). The transcript has 12 exons. The coding region runs from base 54 to 1841 and encodes 595 amino acids. Lineage: Eukaryota; Metazoa; Chordata; Aves; Columbiformes; Columbidae. Gene Ontology annotation, molecular function: FAD binding; DNA binding. The record is from RefSeq and is a predicted model, not a curated record. Gene Ontology annotation, cellular component: nucleus; cytoplasm. Gene Ontology annotation, biological process: entrainment of circadian clock by photoperiod; negative regulation of DNA-templated transcription; circadian regulation of gene expression.